Molecule: messenger RNA, 3694 nt
Organism: Lolium rigidum
Lineage: Eukaryota; Viridiplantae; Streptophyta; Magnoliopsida; Poales; Poaceae
Product: disease resistance protein Pik-2-like
Exons: 3
Coding region: 379-3468 (1029 amino acids)
Biological process (GO): defense response to other organism
Molecular function (GO): ADP binding
Source: RefSeq, a predicted model, not a curated record
UCGUUGCAGUGGAAAAUGACGUGCGCAAGGUCAUAUAUAGCUCUUGUGAUUGUUUCCAUUCAAUUCAGUAGCCACGUAACAUAUAUAGGAAAAGUCUACAUAUUGAACAUCUCGAGGUAUAUGAUCUCCACCAAUUCCUUGAUUACUGUACAAUCAGAUGCCAGACCUUGUUGGAUCGAACCUUCCAUGUGCUUGCUAAGAUCCUCUUUAUCGAAAAAAGAGCUGGCAAUGCGUUCGACUCCAGCCGCCUAGCCAAGGGCUGAUUCGCAGGUAAUGGAAGUGCACAUGGUCUGAUCUUCCUGCAACUUGGUCAUACUUUGAUGCAUUUGGAAACAAUUGGAGGGGCAUUAGUUGUGGACAUCAGUAGAGAAAGAGAAGAUGGAGUUUGUGGUGGGUGCCUCGGAUGCCACCAUGAAAUCUCUUCUGGGCAAGCUGGGCGGCCUUCUUGCCCAAGAGUACACUGUUAUCCGUGGCGUCCGUGGUGACAUCCAGUACAUCAGUGACGAGCUCGCCACCAUGCAGGCGUUCCUUGGCGACCUGGGCUCUACCCGGGACGGGCGCGACCGCCGACUCAAGGAUUGGAUGAAGCAAAUCCGGGACAUGGCUUAUGACAUGGAAGAUUGCAUCGACGACUUUGCCCACCGCCUCCCUCACGAUUCCCUCAGCGAUGCCAGAUGCUCCUUCAUAGUAACCAGAGUCCACGAGCUGUGGACGUUCUGGCCUCGCCGUGAAAUUGCUUCGAAGAUCUCUGAGCUCAAGGUCCGAGCACAGCAGAUUGCUGAACGACGCAGCAGAUAUGGACUGGACAAUCCAACCCCAUUCAGUGGCAACGGCAACGGCAACAUUGGCAGCUCUGCAACAACGGGCAGCAUUGCAGAGCACCUAAUCACCAAGCGUCAGCUCAUCCACACGGAGCAGCCCGUGGGCGCGGUGACGAACAUGACCAAUCUUAGGGAGUGGCUAAAGAAACAUAGUGACUCUGUAAAGCAUCGAUCUGUUCUGUCCAUAGUUGGUUUUGGUGGUGUGGGAAAGACAACCAUAGCGACAGCAUUGUACGUGGAAUUCAGGAAUGAAUUCGACUGCCGGGCAUUAGUCACUGUCUCCCAGAACUAUGACGAAGAUCAAGUCCUCAGGGAUAUUCUGGGUCAGAUCAAACCCACUGAUACUCCAGCGCAGAUCAAGACCCAUGAAAGGGAACUGGAGCAGGAAAGCACUGGGAGGCGGUUGGAGAAGAGCCUUGCUGCAGACAUUAUGAGCGCAGUGAAGCGAUUUCUGCCAUUGAAGUAUCAAGGCAGUGGCGGCAGCUCCAAUUCUGUGAAGAACAAAAUAGAAGCAAUGAGCCGUGACCAACUUGUUGAAGAACUGAAAACGCGCCUGCAUGGAAAGAGGUACCUCCUCUUGGUUGAUGAUGUAUGGUCUGCGGAAACAUGGGAGCACAUUAGAAACUGUUUGCCACAUGAUAAUAUAGAAGAUAGCAGAGUAAUAGUCACUACAAGAUUUCAGGCUGUUGGUGCAUCUUGCUCUGAAAGAGAUGGAACUGAUCAUCUGCAUAGAGUUAGUGUUCUUACCGGUGAAGACUCCAGCAGUCUAUUCAACCUAAGUGUUCAUGAAACAGUCAGUGCGAGAUCUGAAGCUCUUGAUGGAAAUAGUGAACAUAAUAAUCACUCUGAAGGCUCACUUAAUCAUAGUGUUUCUGAAUCCGAGAACCACAUAAGCAGUGACAAUAAAGAGGCUCUCGAAGAGAUAUGUCAAUUCUGUGGGGGUCUUCCUUUGACCAUAGUCAGCAUCGCUGGUCUUGUUGCCUGCAACCCAGAAAAAAAGAGCGACUAUUGGAGUAAAAUUUUCAAAUCAUUAUUUCCAGAGCAGGCAUCUCCUCUUACCUUGGAUGGAGUCACAAGAAUACUUGAUUACUGCUACAAUGACUUGCCUCCAGACCUGAAGACCUGCUCAUUAUACCUGAGCAUAUUUCCCAAGGGCGUGACCAUAAGUAGGAAGCGCCUCACUCGGCGAUGGAUAUCGGAGUGUUUUGUGACAGAGAAGCAGGGGCUGACUGCAGAGGAAGUCGCAGAAACAUACUUUAAUCAGCUCAUAGGCAGGAAGAUAAUACGUCCUGUGGAUCACAGCAGCAAUGGGAAGGUAAAAUCCUUCAAAGUGCAUGACAUGAUUCUUGAAUACAUUGUGUCCAAAUCAGGCGAAGAGAAUUUCAUUACAGUAGUUGGUGGCCACUGGCUGAUGCCAACUCCUAGCAACAAAGUCCGUCGGCUCUCCAUGCAAAGCAGUGGUUCCAAUCAUGUGAAUAUGACAAAAGGCAUGAACUUAUCUCAGGUUCGGUCACUUACUGUCUUCGGAAGCCAGAAUCGGCGACUGCCUUUCCAUUCAUUCAAUAAUGGGAUAAUACAAGUGCUAGAUCUUGAGGGUUGGAAGGGUUUGGAGCAGACGCACCUGAACGACAUAUGUAAAAUGGUUGUGCUCAAGUAUUUGAGCCUAAGACGGACAGAUAUCUACGAGAUUCCGUCCAAGAUCGAGAAGCUCCAGUACCUGGAAACUCUUGACAUAAGGGAGACAAAUGUUGGGGUGCUGCCCAAAAGCUUUGGCCAGCUCAAAUUUCUCCGUAGCAUGCUUGGAGGGAGUAAAAGCCCACCUAAGGCACUCAAGUUACCUCAGGAGAAAAAUAACGAGCCAAUGAAAGCACUUCGUAUACUAUCAGGGAUUCAGAUCACAGAUGAAGACACAGAAGCUGUAGCAAGCCUUCAUCAGUUAACAGGGCUAAGGAAGCUUGCAAUUUACAAGCUCAAUAUAAAGGACGGUAGUAAGGCCUUCAAACAAUUGGUCUCCGCCAUUGAGUACCUUUGCAGUUGUGGCUUGCAGACUCUGGCUAUCAAUGAUGAGGGCUCUGAGUUCAUCAACUCGUUAGACACCAUGUCCGCUCCUCCAAGAUACCUCAUUGCACUAGAGCUCUCUGGCAAGAUGGAAAGGACCCCAAUAUGGAUACAAAAUCUCGACAAUCUCUACAAGCUGACCCUUUCAGUGACAGUUCUGCAGACUGAAACUUUCAGUCUCAUCCAGAACCUGAACAAAUUGUUUUGUCUCACGUUUACACAUAGUGCAGGGACGGAUGAUAGUGACAUAGUGGACAUCCUUGAGGAAAAUAAACAGCAUACUGAUAGGGAGAUCAUUGUUCCACCUGGAGGAUUCAAGAGUCUGAAGAUGCUUCGCUUCUUUGCAACUCUUGUGCCUAGACUAAGCUUUGCAGUUACUGGAGAAGAGGUAAUGCCUGCGCUGGAGAGGAUUGAUAUGAAUUUUCAAGCUUUCGAAGGGAUUUACGGCAUAGAGACUCUUAAAAGUCUACGAGAGGUGCGUCUCGCUGUUGCUAAUCAAGCCGAUGAAAUAACCAAAUUCUUGGUCAAAGAUAUGAAGGAUCAGGCCAACCUCUACGUCAAUGGUAGGCCAAUAAUAAUAUCUGAUUGAAAAGAUGAGUAGAAUAAUAAGGCUCAACUGAAUGUAUUAUGGUGCCGAGAUACAGCUAUAAGUACACAGGUAAUGGUCAUCAUGUGAAACAUGCAUGGGCACGAACAAGUGCAUGCAAGGCCUUGACUAAGCUAUCCCUAGAGACUAGGAUCGGAUAGUUACAGAGAAUGCAACGGUACAACAUACAGUGUUCAACAAGAUGAUCCUAUCCUUCUUAUUCAUCAAC